AUGGCUACACUCAUCCAAGAGAAUGGUAUGAAGUUGAGCAAAGGAACCCAUGGUGUAGUCGUAAACCAUGGCAUGACGACGCACGGUGUCCCAAACCACAUGGUGCCAGACCAUGAAUACUGUGAAUCGGGUCAAACCGCGCAAGCAGCACAACAAUGCCCCGACACAGAGAGCGACAACCAUCAGCCGCCCGCCGAGGAAGAAGAGGAAACCCCAGAAAUUGACAUAAUGAUAAACAAUGUUGUGUGCAGUUUUAGUGUUAAGUGUCACUUAAACCUGAGACAGAUUGCUUUAAACGGUGUUAACGUUGAGUUCAGACGGGAGAACGGAAUGGUUACUAUGAAACUCCGGCGUCCAUACACCACGGCCUCGAUAUGGUCCUCUGGUAGGGUCACGUGCACGGGCGCGACCAGCGAGGAUCAAGCUAAAGUAGCCGCCCGCCGCUACGCACGUGCCCUACAGAAGUUGGGCUUCCAAGUACGCUUUCGCAACUUUCGUGUUGUAAACGUACUCGGAACUUGUAGGAUGCCCUUUGGCAUUCGAAUUAUAGCAUUCUCAAAGAAAUACAAAGAAGCAGACUAUGAACCUGAACUUCAUCCCGGUGUAACAUACAAGUUGUACAAUCCCAAGGCGACUCUCAAGAUAUUUUCCACCGGAGGUGUAACAAUAACUGGAAUUGAGAUGGAUAUUAAAAACAAUACGGCUCUAAUUGAAGCCCUGUUAUUAGAAGAGCUUCCGGACUGCGACGAAGCGUCUGAUGCAGGUGUGUCCGAUGAUGAAGUGGAAAAUGUUCAACUACCCUCGCCAAGAGGUUUCGAUGAAAUUUUUGAAAGAGCUAUAGAAGAUGUUUUGGCCGAAGUUCCGCCGUCGUCGCCGUCAAAUGAAGAUGUAUUGGAGUACCCAAUAAAUCAGGUACCCACAUCUUCAUUACCUGCACCUAGUGUUCAGCCUGAUCUACCAUCUGCAAAUAACUCUUCACACCGAACUAACCAGCGAUUACCCGAACCAAACCGUAAAUGGAAAAAGAGGGACCUAAGUACAUCUUUACCGGAAUACAUUGCGGAUACUGGAGUAGUAGAUGACUGGUUUGCUCACUGUACCACACCGACUGAUAUAUUUUUAGUAUUGAUUGAUGACAUUGUUGACAAUAUUGUAUACCAAAGUAACCUUUAUGCUACUCAGAAAAGCAAAGUAUUGAACCUAAAAAAAGAGGAACUCCUAACAUUUAUAGGUAUUAAUUUUUUUAUGGGUUACAAUACUCGUCCGGCGUGGAGAGACCACUACUCUUCGGCACCUGAUCUCAACAACGCGCUUAUUUGCAAGACUUUGCCUAGAGACAGGUUCGCUAUUAUUUUAUCUCAUCUGCAUUGCAAUGAUAGCUCCAAAAUGCCUUCAGGCUGCAAAGAUAAAUUAUAUAAAAUUAGACCAAUGAUUGAUGCACUCAAUAAAAAAUUUGAAAUGGUUUAUCAUGGUACUCGCGAACUGAGUGUAGAUGAGUCCAUGAUUAAAUUCAAAGGUAGGUCUGUCCUAAAACAGUAUCUACCUAUGAAGCCCAUAAAAAGGGGGUACAAACUGUGGUGUCUUGCUGACCAGAGGGGGUAUAUAAAGAAGUUUCAAAUUUACCAAGGGAAAGACGAAGAACUGAACACAAAAUUUACCGGCUAUGGAUUAGGAGAGAAAGUAGUUUUGGAGUUAACGGAACAAGAUUGGAGUAAGGGGAAGGUAGUUUACUUUGAUAAUUUUUUCACGUCUGUGGCUUUACUUGAGAAACUGAAAACUGAAAACACCUACGCAUGUGGAACUAUCCGAAGUAACAGAAAAGGACUGCCCGGAAAUAUGCUCGCUGAUUCUCAAUUGAAAAGGGGCGAUAGUGAUCAUCGAUUUUCAAAUUUAGACAUUGGAUAUUGGAAAUGGAAGGAUAAUAAAAUGGUUCAUUUAGUGUCUAAUUUUCACGGGAACGAAGAGGCAACUGUGUCACGUAAAGAAAAAAAUGGAACCAAGUCAGCCAUUACAUGCCCUAUAGCUGUCAAAGAUUACAAUAUGUAUAUGGGCGGCGUAGAUACAGCUGAUCGUUUGAGAGCCCUUUACUGUAUAGAUCGCAAAUCUCCGAAAUGGUGGCACAGAUUGUUUUGGGGUCUUCUGGACAUCGUAUUUGUCAAUGCAUAUGUCAUUCAUGGACUUAUAAUGGAACAGACUACCGUAAAAGAUUUUAGACGUUCUGUUACUCAAGGCUUGAUGACAAUGAAAGAUGCUAGUCAGAAAAGGAAGACUUCUACUGACAAUACUGCAAAAGGCGGCCCUUCCAAAAGACGCAAAUCUGACUACUCCACUAUAAAAGACGUACGCUUAGCUCGAAGCGUGAGCGAUGUCCAAUCAGCCGUAGAGCGUAUCUUCCCGCUAGUAUACGAGUUCCGUAAGCCUCACUCGCCUGCUGAUGAGGAGAAGCUCCGUCAGAGGCGAGCGGCGCGGUCGCGGGCCGGGCCUCUACCAACGGAGGAGAAGCCCUUGGAGCAAGCUGCACCACAGACUGACGACCCCAUGCACCUGGUCACACUGUCCGACGACGACGCCUGGGAAUAA
This is a messenger RNA of Danaus chrysippus (African queen), 2580 nucleotides long. The record is from the annotation of a GenBank genome assembly. NCBI's taxonomy places the organism in Eukaryota, Metazoa, Arthropoda, Insecta, Lepidoptera, Nymphalidae.